GUUAUCGAGACAGAAUGGCCAGACUGGGAGACCUUGAAGUCAUUCAGCCUCUUCUCGCUGAAUAUCGAGCGCAGAGAUACGAAGAGCAACCACUUUAUCGGCCUCAAGGCCGACGAGGAGGAGGACCGCUACAUCGAGCGGCUUGCGAAAGUCUUUGGCUGUUGCGCAGCUACCCUCAAACGUGAAUUCCAGGACCAUGAGCCCCUUGCCAGAAAGAUCUACAUCGAACAGAAAGUUUCAACACAGGACGCUUGGAGGGAAGCGUUGAGGCGAACCCAGGAAGGUCGAGCGGCUUUGAAGGCGAAUCACCCAGCCAUUUCGUUGUUGCCAGUUUUGGCAGAGUUCAUGACUUUCGGAUCGUCGACAUCUGGAGUGGAGCAAGGAUUCGCCAAAACUCUACGAACGAUAAGUCCUCAACAACUCGCAGCCGAUCACAUGGUGGAAGAAAACAUCUGCAAAUUAGCUAUUGACAAGGGCUUGGAGCGCGAUGCCGACAUCGCUCAAACAGCCAUCAAGUUCUGGGCCGAGGCCUUCGGUGAGCCAAGAAAACACAACGAGGGGAAGAGCCGCAUCGACAAGGGCAUCACCACGAGGAAAAGGGCGCGCCCUGACGGCCGGAAGACUGAGGCGGACUUUCUACGCAAGCGGCGGGAUAGCGUGGUUGUCGCUGCCCAGGGCACUUCGGCAACUGACGCGUCCAACUCUAUCAUCAAUGGCACAUGCCUCCAUGAAGCAGGGGGCGCCUGGACUGAUAAGCACGAGAAGGAGCAGGACUUCCAGAAGACCAAGCGCGCUAGGCGGAUGUUCCUGAAUCGUGGCGAGCUGCUGGACGAUGAGCUAGCUGACCCUGAAGUUCAAGAGGAAAUGAAGCAGCAACAAUCCAACCAAGACAAGCGGGACAAAGAACGCUUGGCUGACACCAAGCGAAAAGAGCUACGUACAACUGGUGGUGGGCUAGGCAAUAUGAACGGGCGCUCCGCUUUCAUUGACCAGGACGCCUCCUCUGACGAGCUGUCGGCAAACCUCCUCCGCAAAGGCGCCAACGUCGUGGACCAGCGGUGCGGGGCGCAGACUUUCGUUGUUAGGGACCCUGCUUCCACAAGCACCCGGAUCCAUGUGAGUGCGCGCAUGACUGGCGCGUGGAUCUGCACGUCUAGGCUUGACGCUGGCCCCGUCGUGAAAUACAAAGCGAAGUUGGAUAUUCAUAAGAAGGUAUCCUUAACCACGGACUUCAAGAACGCACAAAUGGCAGUGGCAAACAUCAUCAAGAGGAUCGCCACCACGUUCCCGGGGUCCAAGUGGAAGAUUCUGGAGGAUGUGGAGCAGUACCGCACUCUCAAGAACAAGGCCGAAGUGCAGAAGCGGCCCAACGACGCGUUGGGCAUCGGGCUGGACGCAGAG
Molecule: messenger RNA, 1401 nt
Organism: Prorocentrum cordatum
Lineage: Eukaryota; Dinophyceae; Prorocentrales; Prorocentraceae
Source: the annotation of a GenBank genome assembly